AUGGUAGUGUGUACUCCCGCCACGUGGGCUUUAGGUAUAGUACACCCACGUACAUCAUGUCGAUCUAUUGUUGGGAAGGAUCAUUCAAGGCACAUGAAAAGAUAUCAAGAACUAGAGAAUGCCCUAAGCCGCUGCAAACCGCUGCAAACCAGUCACAGGAACUGUAUGGACCAGGUCGAUCGGGCACCGGAUAACGGGACCUUGCAGCGUGUAGCCGAGAGCUUCACUUUCAUCAUUUUACCAACCUCUGCCUCCCAGUGCAUUCUUGAGACAGACUGA
Molecule: messenger RNA, 279 nt
Organism: Neurospora hispaniola
Lineage: Eukaryota; Fungi; Ascomycota; Sordariomycetes; Sordariales; Sordariaceae
Exons: 4
Coding region: 1-279 (92 amino acids)
Source: RefSeq, a predicted model, not a curated record